AUGGCAAACGUGCCCAGCGCGGGGCUGGCAGCUGCCGAUCCCCGGAUACUGGCCUUAGCUGCUCAAGUCACCGAGAGCACAGAACAGGACAUCCCCCUGCUGCUUCUGAAGUUAAAAGGAAUUUUAAAUAGUGCUUCCUUGGGAUCUGAAGAAUCCAAAAGAAUUAAACAAGAUAUAUACAGUUAUGAUCUUACUCGGUACUGCAUGCUGGUCCUUAGACAAGACCACUUUCGACUGCAUGGAGGCUGGGCUACUGCUGCCCAGCUAGCAGAGAUACUAAGUCAUUGUUGUGUAGGACUAGAGGUGAAAGAAGAUCCUGAGGAAUUUUACAAGAAAUUUCUUCCUUCAGCUAUAGACAACCUGCUGGUUUUGGGAAGACGCCUGCAAGCACGAUUUAUCCGAGCAAUCAAGGAUGAAGAAAAACAGGAUUUUUUACACUGGUUCCAAACAGUAACUGAUGCCAUCUGCUGGCUGUUCGGUGGGCAUAUUCAACUAGCAGCGUGUGUACUGCAAAAUGAUCACUUCCUGCAGUUGUUAAUAACAGAUGAUGUUGAAACAACAAUUCUAAUGAUGUCUGUUUUACACAAUCUUUUGAAGGUCAAUAGCUCUGUCUUGCUUCAGGUUGAUGAAGAGACCCUUUACUCUGUUUUGGAUGAACUUGUUUAUAAGCUUUCAUCUACUACCAAUCCUGUCAUAGGAAAUGCUGCUACAAAACUGCUGGUGAUGGUGGCAAAAUUUUGCAAGCAGCUUGUGAGGUUACUCACAACUCGCUACAAAGGAUUAAAAGGGCUUUUAAGUAAACAGUGGACUGGCAAAGGAUUUGACAGGGAUCUUAGUCAACUUUUGGAUCUGCUGUACUUGGAACAGCCCAAUGGAAAAGGAGAAAUGCAGAGGCAGCAUCAAGCAGCUUGCAUAAUCCAGGCUAUGUGGAGGGGAUUUCAGACAAGGAAAAGGCUGAAAAAACUACCCCAAGCUGUGACUACUUUACAAAGAAGCUUCAGAGCGAAACGGGAACAGGAGCUGCACCACUUGAAAAAACAGAAGGAAGAUGAGGCUCUAAAACUGCAAAUGCAACUUCAGAGACAGAGGGCCAUGAGACUCUUCCAUGAACGACAGCUGGCCUUACUGAAAAUAAUCCAUGCCAGUCAGGUAGGUAAGUACAUGGAGGAAAUGGAGGGGAAAUCAGCAUUAACUAUCCAGAGAUUCUGGCGAGGACAUAGAGCGAGAAGAAAUUUCCAUCAACAGAGACAAUCUCUUAAGGAGUAUAAAGCAGCUGUUGUCAUCCAGAGAGCAGCUUGUAAAUUCCUGGAAAAACGAAGAAGGAGGAGAUCUCUCUCUCCUUGGAAAGAUCCCAAGGGACUGACUGAUGAGCAGAGACUAGCUUUGCAGCAGAAGGUGGAUGACUACAUCAAAUUGCAUCCGGCUUCCCAAAUGUCAGAAGAAAGAAGUAAAGAAUUACAUAUGCAGACCCAGGAAAAGCUGGCACAGUUCUUGCUGAGAAGCAGACUGGAUCAGAGAGCAGCACAGCGAAGGGAGGCGUUGCUGGCUCAGGUCAACACUGAUGUGGAGCUACUAAUGAAUGCUCCAGGGCUGGCAGAGACUACAGAAAAAGAUCUAGAUGUCUUUAUGAGUCGAUCAGUCCCUGUAGCUACCAAGGCAAGACAAUCACACAACACUAUGCUGAAAUACACUCGCUGGCCAUGGUGGAAGAAGCUUGGAGAUGAGUUUAUGGAGGAUGAUGUCAUUCCUGAUGAUGACCAAAAUGCAGAACUGGGAACUCUAUUUAUUGGUGGAAGGAAAUCGUGUUAG
Nestor notabilis (Kea) is the source of this 1809-nucleotide messenger RNA. RefSeq names its product IQ motif containing B1 (gene IQCB1). Bases 1 to 1809 code for a protein of 602 amino acids. The transcript is spliced from 13 exons. Gene Ontology annotation, molecular function: calmodulin binding. Gene Ontology annotation, biological process: cilium assembly. Gene Ontology annotation, cellular component: cilium. NCBI's taxonomy places the organism in Eukaryota, Metazoa, Chordata, Aves, Psittaciformes, Psittacidae. The record is from RefSeq and is a predicted model, not a curated record.